ACGCAUGCGCAUUUAAUCACACGUGUUUAAAAGAUGGAGUCGACGUCGGUCGAAAUUUCACCGGACGGUGAAUUUGCGAUUCAUUCUAGCCACGAUGGGGUCGUAAAAAUUUGGGAGACUGCAACAAGUUCAUUAAGAAAUGAAUACAAACCUAGUUCACAUCUUUCGUCCUCUUGCAGUUGCCUGUCAUGGUGUCCAAAGCAAAAAACGACGGGAACACCAAAACGAAAGCGAAGGAGGAGCAAUAAGUCUGAUGUUGGUCAAGCUAUCAGUGAUCUCGACCUGGUUGCUAUAGGAACAGUGUCAGGCUCAAUCAUCCUCUACAGCGUCGUCAAGGGAGAAAUUCAUAGCCAGCUGACUGAUGGACAUUCCGACAGAGUGAACAGUGUUGUGUGGUAUCCUGAGUCUAACUCCUUGUACAGUUGUUCAAGUGAUAAGCAAAUUAUACAGUGGGAAGUCACAUCAUCAACCAUAAAACACAAAUGGCAAGGGGAUAAAGGUGCUGUACACAGUCUAUGCAAGUGCUCUUCAAAGCAUUUGUUGUCGGCAGGUCGAACUAUUAAACUUUGGGACUUGGCAAAUAAACAUCUGCUAAAAACGUUUACUGGCCAUGCUACAGAGGUAUUCAGGAUGGUGCACAUCCCUGGAGGGGUCAAUGACAACGUGGAGAAUUCAUACUUCCUGUCUGCAGCCAUGAAUGACAGACUAGUCAAUGCAUGGCACAUAGACAUGGAGUCCAAAGACAAAAAUGCCAUAACUGCCUUCUCCCUCUCUGAUGAACCUGUGUCUAUGCAGACGUCAUCCCAUGAGAAGGCCAUAGUUCUUGUUGUUGUAACAAAGUGUGGAAAGGCAUUAAUCUUCGAGCACACAUUGAAUGGAAAGUUAAAGAAACCCCUGUUGCCAAAGGUAACAAUCCAGAUAGCAAGUGACUGUGGCAAGGGUGAGGUUCCCCGGCCCAUACAGAUCCUGGCAGCCUAUGUCUGUGAUGAGGAGGACCACAAGCUAAUACUGGUGCACGGCAACCACCUCAAACCCACCUUUGAAAAAGUGGCAUAUUCCACAUCAGAGCCUGAAAUGUGUUUGGUACGAGAAGACCCCAUGAAGUCUGUGUAUAAAAAGGAAACAAGUGUUUCUAAGGUGAAGACCCCGGAUGUUUCCAAGGAGAUGACACUGCUGGUACCCGGUCAGAUGGCUCCCAGCCUUCCCACACAGGAGCAGACAACACGCAGGAAACGGAAGACUUCUGUUGGCGAGAUGACCAUGGAACAGCGGUUGAGUGCCAUCAGCCUGGAGAAGCCCAAGACGGGCCCCUCACAGCCCCCGCGGGCCGACACUCUGGUCACACUGCUGGUACAGGGGCUGCAGAGUCAGGACAGUCAGAUGCUCAAUAGUGUGUUGAGGAAUCGUGACAAGAGGCUGAUAGACAACACACUGAGGAAGCUUCCAGUGCAGCUUGUGAUCCCCUUGGUGAAGGAGCUCACAAGACGCAUGCAUGCGCAGGCUGCCAGUGCCUCCCCCAAUGUUGCCUGGAUGAAGUCUGUGCUGUCUGUUCACACAUCUUAUCUCAUGACGUUCCCUGAGAUCGUGGAUGCGUUCAGUUCCCUGUACCAGAUGAUGGACGCCCGAGUGAACAUGCUCAGUCGACUGUCACGCUUGAAGGGCAAGGUGGAUGUGAUGCUAUCACAAAUCCAGGCCCAGACCAAGGAGGAGCAUGGGGCAAGCCAGGAACCACUGCUGCAGUUUGAGGAAGAAUCUUCUGAGGAGGAAGACGAGGAUUUGGAGGUGAUGGCAAUAGGGCCUGGGGCAUCAGAUUCUGAGCAGGACAACUGGGAAGACUUGUCAGAGGACAACUCCGACAUGGAAAUGCAGGAAGAAAUGAACGGCAAGGGAUGAUGAUGAUGAUGAUGAUGAUAAAAAGGAAACAACUAGAAACAAAAUGCACCUGACCCACACCUCCAAUGCAGCGUGCUAUACUGGGCUGGCCAGAUAUAAACAAUAACAACUGUGUGGUAUUGAAGUGGUACAAGAAAUUUCUGGGUGGUUCAGUUAAUCUGGAAAUGUUCCUGGUUUGAUUUAAAUUAAUCAUGUGCAGCAAAGGGUUGCAAAGUGCUAUACAGCUUUAUCCCUGUUUACUUUAUUGUCGAUUUGGACUGAAAUGAAUUUGUUUGUAUGUUAAUGUAUAGAUGAAUGCUUCGUACUUAGUUUUGUUUUGAGAAAAUUCAAGAUAAAAUUAGUACAUGUACCGGCAAUAUUAAAAUAAAACUUUUCACAAAACCAUAAGUUAAUUGCUACAGCGCAAUAUAGAAAUUUAAUAAAAAUUACAUAAACAUACUUUAAAAAACUGUUUGUUUCUAUUAGUUUCAGUAUUCAGGAAACUAUUUGUUCACAGUACAUAUGUAUAGCAAAUUUAUCUUGACUUUAAGACAAAUAAUUUUUUCUUAUAAAUAUUCUGUUAUCUUGUAAAUAUAAUGCAUGAAUUUGUGCUGUAUUAUUGAAGUAUGGCAUUAAAAUCUCCAAAUAUAA
Dreissena polymorpha is the source of this 2523-nucleotide messenger RNA. RefSeq names its product WD repeat-containing protein 43-like. The record is from RefSeq and is a predicted model, not a curated record. Gene Ontology annotation, cellular component: nucleolus. Bases 34 to 1893 code for a protein of 619 amino acids. NCBI's taxonomy places the organism in Eukaryota, Metazoa, Mollusca, Bivalvia, Myida, Dreissenidae. Gene Ontology annotation, molecular function: protein binding. Gene Ontology annotation, biological process: maturation of SSU-rRNA from tricistronic rRNA transcript (SSU-rRNA, 5.8S rRNA, LSU-rRNA). The transcript has 17 exons.